UGCGGAGUUGGGGCGACUGCACCGUCUAAAGUCCGAAUGCCCACCACGCAUCGAUCGAACCUGAAAACACUGGCGUGCCUUCCUUUAGCGGUGGUCUGCGCUGACAGUUUUCUUGUCUUGGCCCUCUUCCUUUCACACACAAUCUUCUCUUCUUCAUUCUCUGCUUUUUUGCCUCUUCUUUGUGGUUAAGACGUUUAUUACAGUCGCUUCGUUAGCCUCCUCCUUCCCCCCUCUUGUUUCAACACACGUUAUACUUGUACAGCCUGCGUCUUCAAGAUAGCUUCACCACUUCAAGCAGCAACGCUGCCAUGUCUAACGUUGGCGCCGUACCGAUCCAGAUAACUAAUUAUUCAUAAUGCCUCGCCACUCUACAGCAACCGCCAGUCCACUUGGCGUCUCUCCAGUUACCCCCGACGACCACAACAACCACCACCAUGCUACCACAACCUCUACCUCUCCCGUCAUCCCCAACACCCCCGGCGGCAGCGCCCUCAAGACACGCCGCUCUCAUCGCAAGUCUAGGAAUGGCUGCGCAGAGUGCAAGCGCCGCCAUAUCCGAUGCGACGAACGCCGUCCUGAGUGCUCCAAUUGCUCCAUUGCCGACAGAGCCUGCGCCUAUCCCAACGCUGCACCAACCGCCACCGCCGCUUCCAACCAAAACCGAGCGCGAAAGGCUGACCAGCAACAACAACGCCAAGAUAACGUCUCACCAGCUUCAAGUGGUCAUGCCGUUGACCCUUGCUCAAUGGUAUGGACGCCCGCUGCUUCAGACACAGCAGCUGGAGACGGCCAAAUGUAUCUCAACAACGGCUACCCACAGCAUCCGUCGAAGCAGUAUCACCAGCAGCAGUAUAGCAUAUCAGAUCCGCCGACACCACAUACUACCGAUUCACCUGGGUUAGCCUCGAUCGCACAUUCUCCACAUCCUGGACAAUUCAACGCUCAGCAUCUAAUGCUCUUACACCACGCUGUCACCGACAUGGAUCAUGGUGGUGUAGGGCCCCCCGGACAAAUGCAACAAAUCGUCUCUAUUGCAAUAUGUCGAACGACUGAUGCCCCCUACCUAAUAGACGAAAUGCUUGCCCUUUCUGCUCUGCACAUUGCCUCCCAACUUCCAGAUGACGCUUCGCCGCAAGCUACGAGGUUCGGUGGCGCCAUGUCCGUUCCGGCGCUGCAACGUCUGGCAACUGAGCUUCAGACCCGUGCGGUUACCUCCUUUACACGCCUAACCAAAGGAAUAGCAGCCGAUGAUACCGAAACAUGUGUUCCUCGCUUUCUUUUCUCCAGCAUUCUCAGUCUGCACUCUCUCGCGGAGACAUUGACGGUGCUUCGCUCCGAUGAUGUCAAUUUCCACAGCUUCAUCGAUCGAUUUGUCGACUGUUUCCACCUUCAUCGUGGUGUUCGCGCUGUCAUUCAACCCACCUUCCAAUUUCUCAUACAAUCCGAGCUACGACCCCUCCUCGAAAUCACACACCAGGCGGUUCCGCAUUCGCAGACACCAGGUGGCGAAUGUGUCCCAUUACAGGAGCUGCUUAGCACCUCUGAUCUCGCCGAUGCCAAUCUACAAGCAUGUCGUGCUGCUGUAGAGAAGUUGCAGUGGUCUUUUGAUCUCUACAAUAACUUGCCAGAUCGUAACGGUCCUCACGCCGCUUCUGGCUUCUCCGUCAUGGUCCAAGCAGAGUAUGUAGAGGUUCUCCGCAAGCACCGCCCUGAAGCCCUCGUCAUUCUCGCCCAUUACGGCGUGCUGCUGCACCGUUGCCGCAGAUUUUGGAUGUUCCGGGAUGCUGGCGCUCGAAUGAUUCACAUCAUCGCUAAGCAUUUGGGAAGCUACUGGCAUAAGGCAAUGGCGUGGCCUCUGAGAGUUGUCGAAGUAGAGCGCUAAGCGAGACGCACUAUUUUGUACUUUUCCGUUGUUGUUGUUUUUCUUUUGAAUUCUGGAGUUGGGGAUAUAUACACACACAAUACUGGCGGACAAGGCGAUAAACAGGUUUUGGCAUGGUUGAUUAGCGAAACAAAGGAUAGCGCACUUUUUACUUCGGGGUUGGAUAUACCUGUUUGUACAAAGAUCUAGAAUUAAAAUACAUGCAAAUUAUACAUGUACUCGACUCACUCAUCAUUCGGUCACUCAUUCGUACUAGAUUCGUCUUUUCUCAUC
Molecule: messenger RNA, 2155 nt
Organism: [Torrubiella] hemipterigena
Lineage: Eukaryota; Fungi; Ascomycota; Sordariomycetes; Hypocreales; Clavicipitaceae
Source: the annotation of a GenBank genome assembly